AUGGCUGGCAGAGCACGGUUUCUGAGGGAGCACAAGCUAGUUGUUGUUGGGGGAAGACGUGUUGGGAAGUCAGCUUUGACUAUCCAGUUUAUUCAAGCUGCCUUUGUAGCAGAAUACGAACCCGCGAUUGUGGAAACGUACCGAAAACAAUGCAUUAUCGACGAUGAAAUUGCCCUGCUUGAAGUUGAGGAAGCCCCUGCUUCAUUGUCCUACAGUGCCUUUCGAGACCUAUUCAUAAAAAUUGGCGAGGGGUUUCUUCUCGUGUACUCCAUCACGUCUCGCAACUCCUUUGAGGAAAUUAGGACUUUCUAUCAACAAAUUCUUCGAGUGAAGGACCAAGAUUCAUUCCCUGUCAUCAUCGUGGCGAAUAAAUGCGACUUGGAAUAUGAACGACAGGUUGGCAUGGAUGAGGGACGUGAUCUAGCAAAGCACUUUGGGUGCAAAUUUAUCGAAACGUCGGCCAAGCAACGGAUCAAUGUCGACGAGGCUUUCAAUCAUCUCGUUCGGGACAUUCGCAAGUAUAAAAAGGAGCAGCAAACAGGUCGUUCCGUCGUCGCUGGUAACGGCCGUGGACCGACAGGACGAUAUAUACAAGGCCAAGGGUCUUUCAGUUGCGGCGCGGGCUGCGUCGUUCUCUAA
Molecule: messenger RNA, 639 nt
Organism: Laccaria bicolor S238N-H82
Lineage: Eukaryota; Fungi; Basidiomycota; Agaricomycetes; Agaricales; Hydnangiaceae
Exons: 7
Coding region: 1-639 (212 amino acids)
Biological process (GO): signal transduction
Cellular component (GO): plasma membrane
Molecular function (GO): GTPase activity; GTP binding; GDP binding
Source: RefSeq, a predicted model, not a curated record